This is a messenger RNA of Symbiodinium natans, 3153 nucleotides long. The record is from the annotation of a GenBank genome assembly. NCBI's taxonomy places the organism in Eukaryota, Dinophyceae, Suessiales, Symbiodiniaceae.
AUGGCUACCCUUUCUGCGACUUUGGCUGAGUCUGCAAAUCAUGGCAUUGACCUGAACGCCAACGCCUUUCUUCUGGUUCACGGUUGGACAGCCGGGGCACUCCUCCUGGAAUCUGCUGACAAGCUGCUGCCAGCCUGCCAAGCGUCCAAGACGGUGGCGGAGCUUGCAGGCGAAACCGGUGCGAAGCCAGGACCCCUGGCGAUCACCUUGCGAUGCUGCAGCGCACUGGGCUACCUGGACUUCGACCCUGUCUCAGGAGCUUACUCGGCUGCGGAUGGUACAGAGCUCCAGGAGCUUCUGUCCUGCCUGGAGCCUUCUUCUGCUACAAGCAAGGAGCUGAGGCGAGUUUACGCCGAGGCAAACCCUCCCUUUGCCAUACCAUCCGAUGCUUCGAAGCUUUGCUUGAACAUCUGGAAGGACAUCAGGCCCAGUUGGAAGGCGGCCAAGACCAAGACCUUAGGAAUUCUGCUGGAUGGUAUCGUGUUGGCACCUCUGCUCACCUCCCUGACUUACAACGCCAGGUGGAACGCACAGGGUCUAGAUAUGGGCCGUGAGAAGGCCUUCGACAACCUCGACUUUCGUGAGCUCGAUACCACUUCCUGCGAGGUGCUGCGGAACAUGUUCCAGGAGCUGGGAAUCGGCAGUGUUGAUUCCCAUGGCGCUGUGUCACUUUCCGCAAAGGGUCAGUUGGCCCUUCAACGAGUCUACUCCUACUACGUGCCUACUUCAUAUUCCCCAAUGCUGUCAAAAUUUCAUGAGAUUCUCUACUCAGAUCCUGGAUGGGGAUUUGCUGGGGACCUUGAUCCUGAUGACGGUGAGAUCCAUGUGGAGCGAACUCUGAACGUGGUGGGGAGCGGUGCACAGCACACGACAUUGUUCAAAGACUUGCUCGGUCACGUGCACAAGGUUUUCGACAAUGACAAGUUUGAGGCACAGCCCAAAUUUGUUAUCGACACCGGCUGCGGCGAUGGCCACCUCUUGCAUACCAUCUACACGCACGUGAGGGAUCGGACUGCUCGAGGGAAAGUCUUGGAGGAUCAUCCUCUGACGAUGAUCGGCGUCGAUUUUAAUGAGAAGUCACGUGUGGCAACCGCCUGCAACCUUGAGCAGCACAGCAUUCCACACCGAGUCAUUGCCGGUGAUAUCGGCAAGCCAGCCGCAUUGAUGACUCAGCUCAAGCGAAAGAAGGUGGAUCCGAACAAAGCCUUGCACGUUCGCUCUUUCUUAGACCAUGACCGACCAUACAUCGCAGCCAAAGCUCCUAUCCCGGAGAACAGCGCCACCGCUGCCUUUGCCCUGGCUGAGUUGGCGGAUUUUGUCCAUUUGGACAAAGAGGGUGCUCCGAUCCCUCCGCUGGAGCUGUUUGCAUCAUUGGUCGAGCACAUGGCUCGCUGGGCCGAUGCCUUGCAGGGUUCUUACGGAUUGUGCAUGCUUGAGGUUAUGCAGCUGGAUGUGCCAACCACCAAGCGCUUCAUGAAUGACUGCGUCUCCUUCCAUUUCGACAUUGUGCAAGGCCUGUCUCGCCAGUACAUGGUUUCCGCAGUCUCGUUUGCGAUGAGCUGCGCCAUGGCGGGGCUUUUCCCAACCGACUUCAAGACAGUUCAAGCGUACCCAGAGCAAGGCCGAUACUGUCGUAUGCUGAACCAGCACUUGGUUCGAAAGCCUUACGUGAUCCGCCUGGCCGAAGUCUCUGAUCUCCCAAGCCUGGAGUCCCUUGAAGAGAAGGCCUGGGCCCCAGAGCUUCGAGCUAAGCCCGAAGUGCUGAAAGGCCGGCUUCAGAAGGCACCUACUGGCAACUUCGUGUGCGAGGUAGAUGGGCAGGUGGUGGCAGUCUUGUACACACAGCGUGUGCCAGCUGUGAGCACUGUCGACUCUCAAAAAUUUAUGGAGCUUAGCGAUUCCCACGACCCCAAGGGCCGUGUACUGCAGCUGAUAGCAAUCAGUGCAGACCCAGAGGCGAAGGUCGUUGGAGUCGGGUCGGACCUGCGUUCCUUUGCGCUGCUUCUUGCCAAGUUGGAUCCCACCGUGGACACUGUGAUUGGGGUGACCCGUUGCAGCAACUACUCAGCCAACAACGGCUCCGACAUGGCAGGCUAUGUGGCAGGGCAUCUUCAGGGCAAGCAUGCCGACAAGACACUGGGCUUCCACACUGGCUAUGGAGCUCGGAUUGCACGGCCUGUUCCUGGCUUUCGGCCAGAAGACGCGGACAAUGGGGGCGUUGGAGUCUUGAUCCAGUAUGACGUCAAGAGCUGGACGGCAUCACAGGAGCUGACGAGCAGCACCGGUGAGCAGAAGGCGCCGAAGGCCCCAGAGCAGACAGCCACAGCGUUGGAUGUGCUCCGUGAGAUCUUGGCCGAGAUGAAGCAUCCCGUAAAAGACGAGGAGCUGGGCCUGGGCUUCUUCAACUUGGGCAUCGACUCAUUGGAGAUGGUACGAAUUCGUAACCAGCUGUCCUCAUGGGCCGGCCGAGAGCUUCCGGCCACCUUCCUGCUGGAUUUUCCAAGCGUUCAGGAAGCUGCAGCAGAACUGCAAAAGCAAAGCAAGCAAAAUGGCAAGGGUGAAAAGACGUCCGCAUUGGAGGUCAUCCGCGAGGUGAUGGCCGACAUGCAGCAUCCUUUGUCUGACGAUCAGCUCACCCAAGGCUUCUUCGUCUUGGGGAUCGAUUCAUUAGAGAUGAUCCGCAUCAAGAACAAGCUGAGCCAGUGGGUUGGAGAGGAGCUUCCUGCCACCAUCCUCCUGGAUUACCCCAGCGUGCGAGAAUUGGCCGCAGAAGUGGACAAGCUGGUCACAAAGAACGCCGGGACAGAAAGCGCAGAUGCUCCUGCUGAAGCCUCCAUCCUCGACAUGGAGUUGCUGAUCCAGGUGCAGGAGAAGAUCAAGAAGAGCUAUUCUCUACCACAGAACCAGAAGAAAAUCUCUGCUCUGGCUGCAAAGCAUGCCGACAAGGCUGCAUAUGCCAAGGCCAUAGAGGCUUUGGUAGCAGAAGUGGAGGGCCCUGUGCUCGUGAGCCUGGGUGUCAUCGAAGACUUGCAGCCCACGAGCCUCCAGAAGGGGCGUCGACUCCUUGCGACCAGCAUCAAAAGGCUCCGCAAGAAAGAGGACGUCGCCAAGAACGAGCAGGAGAUACUGGCCCUUCUGAAGCUGGGGGACUAA